AUGCACGCCAGCGAGCAAGCAGGCAACAGGGCAAACUGCCAAGCAACAGGCAAUCCAGCCGUGCAAACCAAGCAAGCAAGACGGGGACGCGUGGCGCCGUGUCUAGGACAGAAGAACAAGGUCUGCGAGGCGAGAGCCCGCGAGCUGCCCAAAGGAGGCGGGCGCGCCGAGCGAAUGGAUGGGUAA
Molecule: messenger RNA, 186 nt
Organism: Purpureocillium lilacinum
Lineage: Eukaryota; Fungi; Ascomycota; Sordariomycetes; Hypocreales; Ophiocordycipitaceae
Source: RefSeq, a predicted model, not a curated record